AUGGUGCUCCGCAGAUUCACAAGUCUAAGAGGAUUCCCAAGAACCUUGUUAUSCGACAAUGGUCCCCAACUAGUGAAAGCCAAUCAAGAACUUCAAAAGAUGACCAAAUCUUGGGAUUGGAGCAAACUUCACGAAUUUGGAGUUGUGCACGAGCUCGAAUGGAAAUUCACACCGGCAGAUGCACCCUGGAGAAACGGAGUAACCGAAUCGCUGAUAAAGUCGGUCAAGAAAGCCCUAGCAGUAGCCGUUAAAGACAACGUCAUGACCUUCUCAGAAUUGCAAACCGUAUUUUUCGAAGCUGCUAAUUUAGUUAAUGAACGCCCAAUUGGACGACACCCAACUUCUACCGAUGAUGGAUAUUAUCUCUGCMCUAAUAAUCUUCUACUGGGACGAUGUACGACAAGGACGCCCAGUGGACCCUUCAAUGAGACCAACGACACAAGACRUCGCUUGGAGUUCGUACAAAGAAUCUGUGAUGCAUUUUGGAAACACUGGACAAGAGACUUUUUCCCAUCCUUAACAAUCCGUACUAAGUGGCACACAGAACAUCAAAACGUAAUGGUCGACGAUGUUGUUAUCAUUCAAGAUUCAAACCAAGUUCGUGGCAAUUGGAAAAUCGGAAGAAUCAUCAAAGUGUAUCCUGACAACAGAGGAAAAAUAAGAAAGGCAGACGUCACGUACAAGUCAGACAACAAUACCCCAUCAACAGUGCAAAGAGCRGUCCAAAGACUGGUUGUACUAGUACCGAGAAGUCCCAUUGAGAAGAAUUUAGACAUUUGA
This is a messenger RNA of Exaiptasia diaphana, 780 nucleotides long. RefSeq lists its product as uncharacterized. Bases 1 to 780 code for a protein of 259 amino acids. The transcript has a single exon. Gene Ontology annotation, molecular function: nucleic acid binding. The record is from RefSeq and is a predicted model, not a curated record. Gene Ontology annotation, biological process: DNA integration. Lineage: Eukaryota; Metazoa; Cnidaria; Anthozoa; Actiniaria; Aiptasiidae.